AUGCGAGAUAAAGAAAGACCUGGGAAUCCGGACAACUGACGGUUGGCGGAUUGAGUGCUACGCACCAGCACAUCUGUGCAUUAUGUUUCUAGAUGCAUCCAAUUGACACCUGGUAACAAAUUAUACCCUUACAAAACUCACCUCGCCCACCCCGGCCAUGGGAGGGUUUACAGACAUUGCUCGACAUUUCGGCCUGAAGGCCGUAUACGUUUUGGUGGCCUGGGGAGUAAGUCGCGUGCUGGACUCUGGACGUAAGCGUCUUUUGCUGCGUAAGGCGCGGACGGCUCGGCCCCAACCCGUCGAAUCCCGGCCUGCCCCCAAGCCCCCCGCACGCUACAAGAUCUACCACAACCCACAACGCGACUUCCAACCCAGCAACCCAGGCUGGCUAGUCAGCGCUGCUCGAGUUGACCCCUGGGAGCUGCUGAGCGACCCCUCCUGGCAGUGCCCGCUGCUGGUGGGCUUCCAGGCCCAGCUGGCGGGUCAGGGCUGGAGCCAGCAACAACACCCGCAACCGCAGCACCCACAGCAGCAACAGCUGCAGCAACCGCCGUCAGGGGCUGAUGGCUGCGCGGCCGUCGCUGCUGCUGCUGCUGAUGUUUGUCUGGAGGGAGGAGGAGGCGGAGGAGGCGGAGCAGGACUGGGAGGUGGAGUAGGUGGAGGUCCUCCUCCUCCGCUGCUGCUGCUGCCCCCCUUCGGCUCCCCCGCCCGCCAGCAGCUGUUCGCACUGGACCCUCGGGUGACCCACCUGAACCACGGCAGCUACGGAGCGGCGUUCAGGUUGUCCCUGGAGGUCCAGUCCUGGUACCGGCAGCAGAUGGAGGGACAGCCGGUGCGAUUCAUGGAGACGGUGGCGGUGCGGGGUCUGGUGGCGGCGGUUGCUGACGCGGCUCGCUUCAUCGGCGCCGCCCCGCGGGAUGUCGUACCGGUGGUCAACGCCACGUCAGCGGUGAACGCCGUACUGCGCUCCGUGCCGCUGAGGCGGGGGGACUGGGUGCUCAUGUUCAAUACCACCUACUCAGCGGUCAGGAGCAGCAUCGCUCGCGUUGCGGCGGCAGCGGGAGCCAGCAUCCUGGAGGUGCAGCUGGGCUUGGCGGAGUUCCAGCGGCCCGACACCAUUGUGGCGGCCGUGCAGUCCUCGCUGCAAGCAGUGGGCGGGCGGAGGCGGGUGCGGCUAGCGGUGCUAGACCACGUGGUGUCAUUCCCGCCCAUUGUGAUGCCGGUACGGCAGCUGGCAGCGCUGUGUAAACAGGUGUGUUAAGAAAACUG
This is a messenger RNA of Astrephomene gubernaculifera, 1269 nucleotides long. NCBI's taxonomy places the organism in Eukaryota, Viridiplantae, Chlorophyta, Chlorophyceae, Chlamydomonadales, Astrephomenaceae. The record is from the annotation of a GenBank genome assembly.